Molecule: messenger RNA, 2320 nt
Organism: Candoia aspera
Lineage: Eukaryota; Metazoa; Chordata; Lepidosauria; Squamata; Candoiidae
Gene: HNRNPUL2
Product: heterogeneous nuclear ribonucleoprotein U like 2
Exons: 14
Coding region: 16-2211 (731 amino acids)
Cellular component (GO): nucleoplasm; membrane
Molecular function (GO): RNA binding; protein binding
Source: RefSeq, a predicted model, not a curated record
CGGAGCGCGCGCGCCAUGGACGUGAAGCGGCUGAAGGUGACGGAGCUGCGGGCCGAGCUCGGGCGGCGGGGCCUGGAUUCGCGCGGCCUCAAGCUGGAGCUGGCCCAGCGGCUCCAGGAGGCCCUGGACGCCGAGAUGCUGGCCGCCGGGCCCGAGGAGGCCGGCGCCGAGCCGGGGGCGGCCGGCGGCGGCGGCCACAGCCUCGCCCGGGCCCGCCUGGGCGUCGCGGGGCCCGGCGACGACGGCGACGACGAGGAGGACGAGGACGAGGACGAGGAGGAGGAGGAGGAGGAGGACGAGGAGGCGCUGCUGGCCGACGAGGAGGAGCAGCCCCCGCAGACGCAGCCGCAGCCCGAGGAGGAGGCGGCGGCGGCGGCGGCGGCGCCCGGCGGCGAGCAGGCCCAGGCCGAGCCCGGGGAAGGCCCGGCGCAGCCCGGCGGCGUGAACGGCGCCCAGCCGGCCGCCGAGGCCGGCCCGGCGGCGGCGGCGGCGGGCGGCGAGGCCCAGCAGGGCGGCGACCAGGAAGCAAAUGAAGAAGAUGAGAAGGCAAAGCAGGCUGGGCCGGACGGCGAACGCCACGGGCUCAAGAGACAGAGGGAUGAAAAGGAAGAACAUGGCCGGGCUUAUUUUGAGUUUCGAGAGGAGGCCUAUAACAGCCGAUCUAAGUCUCCGCCACCCCCAGAAGAAGAGCCGAGGGCAGAGGAUGACGAGACACUCGUGAUCCUGGACACAUAUACAUCCGAUCUCCACUUCAAAGCCACCAAGGACCGCUAUGGAGGGCAGCCUCUGUUUUCUGAGAAGUUCCCCAAUCUCUGGUCUGGGGCGAGAAGCACACAUGGGGUGAAAGGGGGGAAAGUCUGCUUUGAGGCCAAGGUGGCACAAAACUUGCAACUCAAGGAAGGCUGCCCAGAGAACCAGCUGCUUCGUGUUGGAUGGUCUGUCGAUCUCUCUCGUUCCCAGCUAGGCGAGGAUGAGUUUUCUUACGGCUACGACGGACGAGGGCUGAAGGCCGAAAAUGGGCAGUUCGAAGAAUUUGGCCAGCCCUUUGGGGAGAACGAUGUGAUCGGCUGCUUUGCUAACUUUGAAAGUGAAGAGGUGGAGCUCUCCUUCUCGAAGAACGGGGAGGACCUGGGUGUGGCCUUCCAGAUCAGCAAAGAACUGCUGGGCGACAAGGCUCUCCUGCCUCAUGUGCUGUGCAAGAACUGCGCCGUGGAGCUGAACUUCGGCCAGAAGGAAGAGCCCUUCUUCCCGGUUCCCGAGGACUAUGUGUUCAUCCAUGCCGUCCCUGUCGAGGAGCGCGUGCGCACCCCGCCACCCCCCAAAGCGCCCGCAAAAUGUGAGGUUUUGCUGAUGGUUGGGCUACCAGGAUGUGGGAAAACGUUUUGGGCACAGAAGCACACCCAGGAGAAUCAGGACAAGCGUUUCAACAUCUUGGGGACCGAUAACAUUCUGUACCAGAUGAAGACGAAAGGUCCUCUGGUUGAGGAGGCACUGCCCAUCGAAGCUCGAGACUCACUGCUUCAGCAAGCUGCCCGGUGCGUGAGCAAGCUGGUCCAGAUUGCACCCCGGACAAGGAGGAAUUUUAUUCUCGAUCAGUGCAACGUCUACAAUUCCGGCCAGCGGAGGAAGCUGCUCCCUUUCAAGGGGUUUGUUCGCAAGGUGGUGGUGCUGGUGCCCAGCGAGGAAGCUUGGGUGGAUCGGCUGGAGCAGAGGGAGAAGGCCGAAGGGGAGAACGUGCCGGAGUCGGUGAUGCUGGAAAUGAAAGCCAACUUCUCUCUUCCGGACAAGUGCGACUACAUUGACGAAGUCCUCUACCAAGACCUGGCCAAAGAGGAGGCACAGCCCCUCGUCACCAAGUACAAGGACGAGGCCCGGAAGCUGCUCCCGCCCUCCGAGAAGCGGACGAACCGUCGCAACAACCGGAACAAACGCAACCGUCAGAAUCGCAACCGCGGCCAGGGCUAUGUCGGAGGGCAGCGCCGAGGCUACAACAACCGAGCGUACGGACAGCAGCAGUACUGGGGGCAGCCCGGGAACCGAGGCGGCUACCGUAACUUCUACGACAGGGACUACAAUCGCUUCUACGGGCGGGAUUACGAGUACAACAGGUACCGGGACUACUACAGGGAUUACAACCGCGAGUGGCAGAACUACUACCAAGACAGAGACCGAUACUACAGGAAUUACUACGGAUACCAGGGGUACCGGUGAAACCCCCCCGCCAUCCCCGCCCUUCGGCCAAGCAGCAAGGCUCGACGGAGGGGAACGUCCGCCACUUCUCCAGAAGCAAGCAAUGGAAACGGGGCUGUCGGGGGAAAGA